Fusarium sp. VM40 is the source of this 528-nucleotide messenger RNA. The record is from the annotation of a GenBank genome assembly. Lineage: Eukaryota; Fungi; Ascomycota; Sordariomycetes; Hypocreales; Nectriaceae.
AUGAGCAACAUCACUAUCAGCCCUGUCCACGGGGCAGAACCACGAUGGGGUUACAAGGAUUCGACCAAGGCUGAAUUUGUCGGUCUCUUGUCCAUAGGUGCACUUCUGGCAGCAUUGGGCAUCGGGGCCUACGUCUACGACACCGCCGUCAAGAUGAACCGGAUCCGAGACAAUGAUCAUGUAAAGGACACAAAAGUUGUGAAGGCUUGCAAGCUUUACAGAUCCUCGCAAAAGCACAACAUCAUUGCCAUGAUAUCUGUAUGGCUGUGUAUGUGCUACCUCUCGGCCAUGUCUUGGUUCAUUGUCGUUCAGAAGAGAGAUAUGGAUCCGCUAGCCUGUAUAUCCGCUGUUUCCCUGAGUCUUGGUGUUGCUUUCAUCUUUCAGUUGAUCGGCUCAUACGGUUCUUUGACCACGUUUUUGGAUCUGGCCAAGAGUUCGGAUACAGAGCUUGUCGACCGCUCCCCGCGCCGUGAUAAUGACGUCGAAGGGGGUUACUGCUCUGGGGGAUUGGGGACGCCUUAUUACUAG